AAACAGUUUAUUGGAACCGCCGAGAGUCCGUUGCCUUGACAACAUACCACAACGAAGUGGACUCGUCGGAGAGCGUCAACACAAAUAUACACAUACAUACAGAGUGGUAAUACUUGUUUUUUGGUCAGUGCUACAAGACAGCAUGUUUAGUUAUGAACUGAGUUUACGCAAACGUUAAGUGAGAAGACAAGAAGAGUGUUUUUUAGCCAGGUUUUGUUCGAAGCACAUCCAAAAUGACAACCGUUCAGUUUCCCUCAAGAACAAAGAGGUCAACAAUAAAGAAUUAUAAAGUUGUUCCACAGGAGGACAAACCGCGAAGGGUGACUCCAUCUGCUUACACCCAGGAGAUGUUACAGUCUACAGAGGAACACCUGGCUAAUACUAACAAGGUGCACCUGCCCCGCAUCCUGGAACUGUUUGACAUGAGUAGUGCAGCGCAUCACAAGUUGUCCUUAGUGGAUCUGGACCAGCCGCUUUUCCAGCCCUACCCAUCUGAGCUGGUUUUCCAGAAUUUCACUCCUGCACAGACUUACAAGUUACAUCUACUUCUCCUCAACAACGACAAGGUUUCACGACAAGUGAGGGUUGAGCCCCAGGACUCAGAGCAUUUCCAUGUGGUCGGUCCAAAGGAUGGAGGUGGCAAAGUUGUACCAGGAAUGUCUGCUACUUUCACUGUCUGCUUCACCCCGCUGGAGAACAAGGACUACCACCACAGACUGGUUUUUGUGACAGAGAGAGAGCGGUUUGAGGUCCCAGUUCGUGCCAUUGGGCCACGUGCCAUUCUUGACUUUCACGACGAGAUAAAUUUGCCUGUCUGUCCAGUGAAAGCUUCCACCGAGAAGACUCAUCUAGUUCGCAACAUAGGAAACAGCAAGGCAAAGUUCACACUACGCACACAGAGGCCUUUCUCAGUGACGCCCUCCUCUGGAACUCUUGAUGUAGGUGAGAGCAUGCAGGUGACUGUGGAUUUCAACCCCAUGACCAUAGGAGACCACAGCCAGGACCUGAUUCUACAUUAUCACACUGGUGAAGAUGUGUACAUCAGCUUGUACGGGGCUUGUGAGGAACUGAAUGUCCAGCUUGAGCCUGACUCUGUCCUACUGAAGAAGACUUACAUUUCCCUGGCCACAGUACACACAGUGUCACUCACCAACCAGAGUGAUGUCCCACUUCAGUACUGCUGGACAAUAUGGCCCAGUCUAGAAGAAGAGGCCUUGAGCUUAUUGAGGGAGAGCUCAGUGCUUCAGCAGAUGGAUGAGAAAGGGAAGGAGCUGUUGCUUUUAAAGUGUGAGUCUGACCCAAAAGCAGUCCAUGACCUCCCACUGCUGUCCAGAGCCCUGCAGGAAUGCAGACACCAGGCUGUGCAGGACCACUGCCUGACCCUUUCGCACAGCUGCAUAACUGUGGAACCAGCGGUGGGUGAAAUAUGGCCCAACAUGACAGCAGAGUUUGUCAUUGCGUUCAAGCCAGAGGAGGCCAAACAGUACCAGCAAACAAUAUAUUGUGAUGUCACAGGCCGUGAAUCCCGGUUACCUCUCACAAUAAUUGGUGAGGGGAUGGGACCGAAUCUCCAGCUCAACUAUAACUUGAUGGACAUGAAAAAUGUAUUCAUUGGUGACAAAGACUGUUAUGAGGUGCAGCUGUCCAACAGAGGGCUGAUUGAUGCCACCUUCAGCCUGUCAAGCCCCAACACCACUUUCGGUCGCUGUUUCUCAAUAAGUCCUGAGAAAGGUGUUGUUCCCCCUGGGGCCUGCCAGAUUGUGGAAGUCACCUUCCACAGUCGCAUCUUGGGAGCUUUUUCUGAGGACUUGCUGCUUACUGUCACAGGACAGCCUGAACCACUUACCUUGACCUUCAGGGGUUGUGUCAUUGGUCCCACAUUCCACUUUAAUGUUUCAGAGCUUAAUUUUGGAGAUGUAGGCUUUGGUUUCCCAAGAACAUCGAUUUUUUCCCUCUUCAACACCUCCUAUGUGCCUAUGACUUUUGCCCUGCGUGUCCUGGGUGACGGUAUGGGCCCUCCCAGUGUGACUUGGGACAAGCAGUUAUCUGACAGGUCCCAGAACAGCUGGCAAGUCAGUGCUGCUAGACACCUUCAUGCACAGCCUGUGGAGUUUACCAUCAGCCCUUCUGCAGGUUCUGUGCCUUCCAUGUCAGAUGUCACCAUUAAGGUGACGCUAUGUGCCAACACAGUGAAGAGAUACAGACUGGCACUGGUGGUGGAUGUUGAGGGUGUCGGGGAGGAGAUCAUGACUCUACCUAUCAAUGCCAGGUGUGUUGUUCCUGAUAUUAUGGUUGAGACUCCAGUGUUGGACUUUCAAAGGUGUUUCCUCAAUUACUCUUAUGAACAGAAAGUGUGUCUGAUCAACACCAGCGAUCUACCUGCUUGCUACGGCGUGCUUGACCAGGAAUAUGAGGAGAGUCCGUCGCUGCGUUGUGGCAGUUCCGUACCCAGAGGAGUGAUUUUUCCUCACAGUUCAGAAGAGAUUCCUGUCUUUCUGUUGGCUAAUGCCGCUGGACCACUGCAACACACUCUACGCAUUGCCGUCUUUGGCAGUGUCCACUCACCCUUGGAAGUGGUCUUGUCAUGUAUUGGACAGGGACCAAUAGUCCAUAUUCAGAGCACACAGCUGGACUUUGGCAGAAUCCAGGUUCUGAUGGACAGCACCAGAGCUCUGCACCUGUCAAACCAGUCACCUAUUCCAGCCCACUUUACUGCCCGGAUGAACUGUAGAAAGUCAUUUUGGCGUGUUGAGCCCAGUGAGGGGGAAGUGCCUCCAGAGAGCCAGCUGGAGCUCAGGGUAGUGGCACACCUGAAGGACACGCUUCACUUUGAGGACAAGCUACAGGUGUCCAUCCAGCACAGUCAAACCCACACUGUCCCUGUGUCUGCCACAGGCACUGGCACCACAAUUGUCAGUGACAGGUCUUUUGCUCCUAGCCUCGACCUAGGCACACACUUCAGCCCUGGGUCAUGCCAGUACCACUUCAAGCUGACCAACUAUGGCCAGCGAACACACCGGUUGUAUUGGCGAAAUGAUAGCAUCCGGUCCUCCACACAAUCCCGCAAGGGGGGUAACUUAUCUGGUCGAACAGUCCUGCCCCCCAUCUCAGCUUCCAAGAAGAAGGACAUUCAGGACCAUGGAUCUGUGCUCUCUUCGAGCAGAGAGAAGCCAGUGUUCAGCCUCAGCCCUUCUCGUGUGGAGCUUUUUCCAGGCUGCUCUGUUGAUAUGGUGCUGACAGGUUCUUCAGACUGCCCCAAGAUCGUACAGGAGCGUCUGAUGUGCGUUGCCAUUGUGGGUUGCCAGAGUACUUACAAGCACGUUAUGUCUGUAGAUGUUACCUGUCACUUUGUUGCCACAAUGCUUAGCAUUUCACCCAAGCAGCUGAGUUUCUACACAAAGAAGGUACCAAGAAAGAGUCUAAAGCUCCUCUAUGAGAAGAUGAUUUUGACGAAUGUGUCAUCUCUGUCUCUGUCCAUGGAGCUUUCUGUUGUUGAGCCAUUCUCUUUGUGUGAGGCCCCGGGAGCCCAGAGCUCUACCGCUAAGUCUGUGGUUUUAGGUGACGGAAAACAAGCUGAGUUGUGGGUGUGCUUUAAUCCAGCUUACUAUCCGGAUCAGGUGUCUCAAGUUGUGGAUGAGCUCCUUGAAGUCCACUACGAGGGACACCCACAGCAAGACAUAGUGAAACUGCAUGCUGAGCUCCACUUUCCCAACCUGCACUUCUCCUCCACCUCAGUGGAUUUUGGCUGUGUACUGAACUACACAGAGACUCGAAGGCAAAUCUUGGUCACAAACUGCUCCCCAAUUCCUGUGUCCUACUGCUGGGCUUUUCUCAAUGACCAGGAACACAGUACCAUCAGAGAGACAGACAUUCCAGAGGCAAAGGAGCACAGCAAUUCAGAAAAUGAGACUGAAGAAGGGUGGAGUUCUUCCAGAACAGCAUCUUGUGCCUAUUCAUUUCCAUUUAGCCCCAGGCCUGGUGGAGAUGAACAGAGAAGCACACAGAGCACUGCACAGGUAUUUGACAUCCUGCCCAGUUAUGGUCAUCUGCAACCAGGGGACAACCAGCAGGUCACGUUCUGUUUCUACGGCCAGGAAAAUGUCAGCAGAGAAGUGAUGGCAUUGUGCCAUGUAGAAGAGGGCCCGACAUACAAAGUCAAACUCAGAGGAGAAGCAUCAGUAAUCAGCUACAGCCUUGACUCUAGCCAUGUCGACUUUGGUCUGCAGCUGUUUGAUCAUACAGGGGAAGCUAAGGUGACCCUGAGGAAUACUGGCAAGGUGGGCUUCAAAUUUAGCAUCAUAGACCCUCAAACAGAGGAUGGGGUAGAUGAGGUGGGAGGGGGACACAGAAAAGCUCUGGAAGAGGCCACACAGCAGCCAGAUGCACAGCAGCAAAAUGAAUAUGAGCAAAAUGAAAAAGGACAGGAUGUCAGACCUGGUCGACCCAUUGUCAUCCCCACCAUGGGUUACAUUGAUGCCGGUGUAGAGCAAUGUCUGCGUGUGCUCUACCUCCCAGGCAUCCCUGAUCAGUUUGAGAAGAAGAUUCAGCUGAGGGUGGCUUUCCUUCCACCGCAGGACAUCAUUCUGACUGGAGAGGGAGUGUUCCCAAGGAUCAGCCUAAACCUGCCACAAAAUCUGUCAGAGGAGUGCUACAGUGAUGUGGUGCAGCGGGCCAGGACAGCUGUGGAGGCAGAUGGAAUCAGAGAGGAGCUUAUGAAUGGAACUACCACUGGUAGAGGAGGAACAACAGAGGCCAACUGCAUGCUCACACAUGAAGAGCUGCUUCACAUGGAGAUUGAAAGAAUGUUGGUCAAAGAGAAUGCUCUCGCUGUGACCGGUAGCCUGCUGGAGCUCAAAGGCUUGCAAGAUUCCUCCAGAAAGUGGCACAAACUUAGCAAGUUCCUGCUCCCAGAGUAUGUUUUGGAUUUUGGUUACGUCAUUCCAGGCCAAGUCCUCUGUCAUACAGUAAAUGUUACCAAUACUGGGUCAGUGGCUGUGUCCUUCCAUGCCAAUCUCAAACCUCUAGUUGGCACAGGUUUCAUUGCAGAAUUUGAAAGAAUAAAAAACCUGCCCUGCCGUGAGACACAGACUUUCACAGUUAAAUUUGAUCCCGGAGAAGCCAAGGCAAAGAUGGGAGACAUGACUGUUGUCAUGCCAAUACAGGUCACACAUGGUCCAGUCAUCCCUGUGCGGCUGUGUGCAGUGGUGACGGUGCCGGCCAUCACUAUUUCCACAGACACCCUGCACUUUGACACUGUGCAGUGUGGCAUGUGUCAGAUGAAGACAAUACAGUUGUUUAAUCAUGAGUCUGUGCCUUGCUACUGGAGCAUAGCUGAGGAGGUGAAGCCUUUCAAAAAGGUGGAUAAGUUCCUGCCACUGCACCAGCGUAAAAAGGUCUUGCAGCAGCAGCAGCCACCUCCAGCGGUGUUUGAAAUGAUUCCAAGCUCUGGCAUGCUGUCACCUGCUGAACGAGUUAAUGUCCAGAUAAAGUUCAGCCCUGCUGAGGGGCAAUCUUACAGCAGGCAACUUGUUGUCCGUGUGGCUGAUAGCACCCAGCAGGUGUUUGUUACAGCUUGGGGACAGGGUGUGGAGCCACAGCUUGAGUUCUGCCCGUCUGUGCUGGAGCUGGGGCCUUGCCUGCCGGUCAGCACUGAGAUUGAAGCUGAAGUCACUGUAAAAAAUCCCUGCUCUUUCCCGAUUGAAUUUUACUCUCUGGAGUUGGACACACAGUAUCUAGAAGAAGAAAAGAUCCUACGUCUGAUGCUGGGUUACGAUGAGAACAACAAAUUACUGCUGCCUCCCAGGGCCCCUGGAGAAAGUCUUCCCAAAGAACUGCUCGAAUAUUACAAGGAACACUGCUCCCAGCUGAGAGAUGAUGCAGAGCUAGAGGCAGGCUUGAAUAAAAAAGAAGUUGGGACAGGUGACACACAUGAGGAAGAACAUAGGUCAAGACAAAACGCUACGCUACUAGACAGCAAAGAGGAUGAAAUACACAUUAUAAGUGUGAAACCAACUGAAUUAUUUGUUCCUGAGAUGACCAUAGAGGGAUGUAGUGGGAGACUGGGGCACCUAGACAUGAGUCCGGUUUCCAGAGCAAUCGCCCGCCACAUGGGUGUAGACCUGUCACCCCAGGGUCUGGCUGCACACAACCACAGAGGCAUUGCAAUCAUUGUGUAUGGAGCCCCACUGACAGAUAAAACCACCGUAGUAACUGCCCUGGCACAUCACUAUGGAGCAGCAUGCCUGAGUGUUGAUGCUGUGGUUACAGAUGUGCUGAUAAAUGGCACUUCACCUGUUAGCCUGACUGCAAGACAACUCUAUGAAAGUUUUGCUGCACAGUAUGCUGAGAAGAAGGAUGGGGUGGCUGUUCAGGCUGUACCUGGACUUGCAGCAGAUCUUGAAGGCUCGGAUCCAGCUCCAAAGUCAGCUCCAUCUUCACACAAUACUGUGACGGAUCUUGCAAAACCCAGCGAGAAUGCCAAGGCUCCUCAGGAGACUGAAAGCACACACUUUGCCCUUGCCCUGGGGGGAGAUUUGACCACACUCUGCAGUCUCUUGCCUGAACAGCUACUGGUUGAUAUUCUAGCAGAAAGAUUCCAGCUAAGCGACUGUCACCGUGGUAUAGUGAUUGGGGGGCUGGAGUGUGUGUACACUCAGUCAGUGGCAAGCAUGCUGCAAGUUGUUCUCAAGGCACUUAACAACCGCAAACACAUCUAUGUAAUCAACUUGUCUGACUCCUACGCUGCCCUGAAGUCACGGGAGAGAGCACAGAGAGAAGCUGAAGAGGCUCUACAGAAAGAGAAAGCUGACAGGGAGGAGAAAUGGCUGCAGACACUAGAUGAGGAGGAGUAUGAUGCUCUGCCAGAGGAGGAGAAGGAGCGUAUUAUGGUGCGUCACAGGGAGAAGCUCAGACAAAAGAAACUCAGGGAGCUCGAAAGACUAAUGAAAGAGGAGGAAGAAAAGAGGCAGGAGAUGAAGAAGUUGAGAGAAGAAGAGUUGAAAAAGAAGAGCAAAAAGGGUGGAAAGAAGGACACUAAAGACGUACCACUGAAGAAAAGCUUGCUGGAGGGAAAACAGUCAGCAGAUGUAUUAAGGGUUUCAUCAUGUGACAACUCUAUAGAGUCACUAGUGGACGCAAGAGAGCAGCAUAAUUUAAAUGAAGUGCAUCAUAACAAAGAGGCUGAAGAUUCUCAAAAACAGAUAGAGGAAACCAGCACAUUACAUGCAGAGUCUCCUCAACCCACUGAGAAGCUGGAAAGAGAAAAUUGUACAGAAAGUACAGUAAUGAAGAUGCUAACAAAAGAAAAAGAGCUGAAGAAAAGUAAAACCUGGGCAGAAAGAGACAAUAAAGAACUAUCAGGGAAGAAGGACCUGCCUGAUGUUAAGGAGUCAACAGCUGGGCUGGAUGGUCAUCCGAUGUCUCUCUGUAACACCUCUAAAGAGUCACUACUGGACCCAAAGGAGUAUCAUCAUUUAAAUGAGGGUGCCAGCAGAUUGCAUCAAAGCCAUGAAGCCGAUCAUUUACAUGUCAAGAUGGACAAAUCCAAGGCAGAAGCUCCUCAACCUGCAGACAAGCUGGAUGGAGAAACGUCCAGUGUAGAUGAGCUUCAGUCUCAGUUCUGUGCAUAUGAGCAGAUCCAGAAACAGGUGGAACACAUCCUGCAGCACUGGGACCGAGCCCAGGGCUUAUUGCUGGUCCCAGUCCCAAGUGAAGAAGCCCCAUUGGUGUCAGAUGAUGCCACAACAGGGAAACAGACCCCUUUUAGCAAGAAGAGCAAGAAAGCCAGCAGCAAGGCCAUGUCUCCAAUGUCCAAUCAGAUGCAAGUACCAUUUGAAGCAGACAAGACAGGAGACAAGGUGUCUCCCCAGGACAUCAUCCCUCACAUAGUGCUGAAUGUAACAGGGAAAGACAACUUGAGUGCAGUAGAGCUACUGAAAGGGAACACCCUGCCUUCACUGGACCAGGUUUUGAAUGAUUUGGGUUUAGGAGCCAGCGGCCCCCCCAUCCCUCCUGCCGUCACCUUCUCCAUGGUUCCUUUCCCCAAAAACAGGCAGCAAUCUAACAGUAAACUCACCUGUGAUAGUUUCACCUUCCUGGUUCCAUUAAGGCUGGGUGAACAGGGUGAGGUGAAGAAGGAUGCAGAACAAGAUGUACAAGCACCAGUUGUAAAGGAGGAAGCAACACUUACACCAUCCAAAAGCCAUGGCAAGGGCAGCAUUAAGGAGAGUGCAGUAGCAAAAGACCAGGACAAAAAGGGCAGAGAGAGUCAGAGGAGCAAGAAACGAACACUGCUACACAUCCCCUCUACACCUGACUGCACCGAAACACCACAACAAGACCAACACCAAGGAAAGCUAGAGCUGAAACGCAACCAGAGAUUGACAACAUUUCGCUGGGUUGUACCAGCUCAUGGCGAGGUGGUUCUGAGGAUCUGGUUCUACUCAGACUCCCCAGGGAAGUUUGAACAGACCUUCAACUUUGAACUGCUGGGCACCCAGAGACACUACCAGCUGCUCUGUAGAGGAAUUUGCACCUACCCCUCCAUCUGCAAAGACCACACGACUCUUUUUGCCCACAGUAAGAAGGUGCCACAAAUGCAGGAGGGGAUCCAAAAGACUUACGUGAUUGAACCUGAGUACUUUGAGUUUGGACCUUUACUCUGUGGCAAGACCAGAGACAGAUACAAGGAAAAUAGGUAUCCAGAGAACACAGAAAGACUAGUGAUUCAUAACAAUUCAGGUCUGGAGGCUGAGGUCCAGUUCCGUUUCCAGCAUGAUGCCCAGGCCACCACAUAUCUGCUGGACCCUCCAGCCAUGACUCUCAGACCUGAUCAGAAACAGGAGUUGACCGUGUGGGCCUACCCAACAAAACUGGGACAAAUGAAGGACAGUGUUGUUUGCUAUAUCAAGGACAACCCAGAGCUUGUCCUCAUUGGCUUCUCAUGUUGGGGUGUUCGGCCAGAGUUGAAGCUGGAAAGCAAGCAUUUGCACUUCGACAGGAUUUUGCUGCACAGGCAGGACAGCCGUAGUUUAAUGCUGCAUAAUAAGACAGCUCUGCCGGUAUCCUGGAGACUGCAGGGUGUGGAGGAGUUGGGUGAUGAGUUCAGUGUACCACAGGAUCAGGGCAUCAUCUCAUCAAACUCCUCUUUCCCCCUGAGCUUGCACUUCAGGGCCAGGAAGCCACUCCACAUUAAGAAGAUCUUACGUCUGGAGGUAUCUGAUGUGGAGAAAAUUCUAGGCAUUGUGCACACUGAAAACAUACAGGUCACUGCUGAAGCCUAUAAUAUAGCUCUGGACAUCUCACCAGAUGGCUGUCUGGAUUUUGGAACCAUGAAAGUCUUCGAAGAGAGCAAAUUGUCUCUGAGGAUGAAAAACCAAGGAAAAUACGAAAUCGCCUACAAGUUUACACUUCAGCAGACCGAGCCAAAGCAGCCAGCCCUUGACUCAAUUUUCACGGUGUCCCCCCACAGUGGGACUCUAAUGCCCCAUGACAAGCCCACAACAUUGCAGAUCCUCUGCAGACCCAAUAUGGAAAUCUUGAUCAGAGAGCAACCUGUACUGUCUUGUCAGGUAAUUGAACCCAACAUCGGGAAUGGAGGAGAAACCAUAGCCCUCUUAGCCAUCAAGGUUUCAGUCAAGUCUGUCUUCACCAGCUACAAAAUCACACCUGCAUGUGACAUCAACUUCGGUCCACUGGUUUACGGCUGCAAGAGAAGCCAGAACUUCACUAUUGAGAACAAUGGCGCCUUUGAGACCCGUUUCAUCAUCUGCCGCAUGAUCGCUGACCCUGCUCCACCAGAGAGGCCAGGGGGUCCAAGUAAGAAGAUUCCUCAAGAGAGCCACUCAGGGAGGGCUACUGGUGCCAGUAGCAAAGUUAGACGUGAGUCCUUCCAAAAAGACAUGAAGAUUACCCAGAAUAACCUCACCAUGGGGGUGUUCUCAGUGUCUCCCUGCUCAGGGAGCCUUCAGCCGGGGUCUCAGCAGGUGGUGACAGUGAACUGUCACGCUGAGCAGCUGGGCAACUGGAACCAGGGUCUGCUUAUCGACAUCAGUGACCGUGACCCAUCAGACCAGCCUGAUGGCAUACCGUACAGACUGCUGGCAGAGGUCUGCAAACCAGGCAUAGUGUUAGAUGUUGCCUCCAUCUUUGAAGAACACCAUCUGUGUCACAACAGCAGUCAGCUGUCCUCUGAGCAGUUUUGCAAUGCUGACGGCAUUUACGUCCGAGAGGAGAACAAGUUUAUUUUCAACAAAGUUCUCAUUGGGCAAACUGCGCAGGCCCGCCUCAAACUCGCCAACAACAGAAAGGUGCCCUGUGUGCUCAGCCUGGCCAUCAAAAAUGCUGGCUUUAAGACGUCCCGUAAUGUGGAGGCUUUUGAUUUGUCUGCUACAACACUGAGCAUCCCCAGCCAGUCACACUCAUUCGCCACAGUCACCUUCACACCCCAGACGAUGCAGUUCUACAGUGCUGUGUUUGAGGCCACAGUGGAGGGAACCAACAGAAUGACACCCACAUUUAAGAGUAAGGUGCUGGAAUUUGAGCUAAUGGGAGAGGGGAAUCUGCCUAGUGUGUGUGUGGUGCGUCCAGCUCUGAGGAACAGUGGAGAAAUCCCAGUGCUGCAGUUCAGACGGGUUUUGGUUGGGCGCAGACAUACUUUGCCCCUAGUGCUGCUAAAUGAUGGAAAUGUUCCAGCUCAGGUCCAAAUUGACCUGCUGGAUAAACAUGGAGUGUUUACACUCCAAGCUGCUUCUGGUAACACUUGUAGCUCCAUCCACUCCACACAACUUGAAGGCACCACUGAUUCAGAGCAUCACUUCAUGCACAGAGCCAAUCUGAGGCUGAAUGUUAACGCACAGGUGGAGUUUGAGGUCAGCUUCUGCUCUGACAAGCCCCUGAAUGUCAAAGCCAAGAUGUUACUGCAGGUGGAGAACAACCAGUACAGCGAUACCGUAAUACAAGUGGUCGGAGAAGCUUACCAGGAAAUCGUCUCUCUUUGCAACAUCAGUGGGUCAUCGCAGGAAAUAGAUCAGGAAGAUGAUGAAGGAGGUAACUAUGAAGUGCUGAAUUUUGGUGACUGCCAUGUAAACUGUCCCUACCAAGAGAGUUUCACCAUGACCAACCACAGCAGUAGCCAGGUGGUGAAGUUUGAGUGGCCUGCUGCUGGACCUCAUGUCUACUUUUCACCACAGGUGGGACACCUUCAUGCUGGUUGUUCCAAGGAAAUGACUGUCACCUUUUGCUUCAGUCAGCCAAUCACUCUGACCAGCCAACCAGUGAGAUGCAAGGUUUGUCAGGUGGAGUUCCAGGAGCCACUAGAGCAGGUGACUGACUGGGACGACCGACAGAGGACGGUACAGUGGCUGAGUUCUUCCACGCAUGCUUUGGGAGCACCACAGCUGCCUGUUAAGAAGAAGGUGAUUAAGACAGAUCCCGAGCCCUGCUGCUCUGUGGUAGAGGGCUCCCAAUGGGAUUUGGAAUUGCGAAUCAGUGCAGUUUGUGACUACGUGAAGUUCAGCUGCAACACUGACAUGAUUCACUUUAAAGACACCAUGCUUUACCAAACUCGGAUCCAACAACUGCAGAUUGUUAAUAAUGGAAAUGUCAAGCUGGAAUUCUCCUUCCAAGUUCUCAUGGAACCAAGCAACAACACUGUCAACCAUCAGCGUGAAGAUGAGACCCUUACCUCUCGACCAGGCAGCGGGUCAGCAGCACUGUUAACCACAGCCCGUCCUGCUAGUACGCUGGCCAGUGUGAUGUCUCUUCUGAUGGGGAAGCCUGAGCUUCCAUCCAUCAGCGUUCAGCCCAGCACAGGGGUCAUAGAGCCUGGUGCAGUGCAGAAUUUCAGCAUCUGCUUUUCACCCCUGGAGGUGGCCCGGUUUCACGCCAGGCUGAUCUGCAGUAUCCCCAACUUACAAGAUGGGGAUCAAGCUCCCUGUAUCUCUGUGUGUGGCCGUAGCCUGUUGCCCCACUGCCACUUUGAUCUGGAGGACUCAGACUAUGUCAGGGGGACCCACAGCAACCCUGAAUUCAGGGGCCCUCUGGACCCUAACACCAGGGUCAUAGAGUUCAAAGCUGUUGGUUUGUCGUCACCAUCAACAAGAUGUUUUAGUGUGGUGAACCCAACCAAUAAACCCUACUCCUUCAAGUGGAGGUGUGAAGACACAAGUAGCAGCCCAUUCUGCUGCCUCACCCCUUGUGGUACCAUCCUGCCGGGGAAGAAAGUGGAAGUGUGUUUUGAAUAUGUUGCUGAGCAGAUGGAUGUGGUGGAGUCAUUCUGGAGCUUUGUAAUUGAGACUCUGUCGCUGUCUGUCCCCUUCCUGUGUGUGGGCACCACUAGAGAACCACUUGUCUAUCUCGACAGACCUCACGUUGACUUUGGAGAACCGCUUGUUGGUCGCAAAGUUGAAAAAACAGUGGAUUUGGUAAAUGGAGAGGAGGAGCCCUUCCAUUUCUCUGUCCUGCAGUCAUCUCUUCUCUGUGAUGACCAGCAGUCCAGCCUCAUUUUGCAGCCCAUGACUGGCACAAUAGCACCCAAAAACAGGUUGCCAUUGUCAGUGUCCUUCACUCCUUGCCGUGAGGGCUAUGUGAGCUUCAGAUUGGUUCUCAGGGUAAAGAGGAAGUCAGAGCCACUUGUACUCACAGUGAAGGCUGAUUGUUUCACCAUGAGCAUGUCAGUUCAAGUUGAGAUGCCAGGUGGGGGCCUAAAAGAGAUCAGUCCCAAACACCAAGACACUCUGGACUUUGGAAAGGUACAGAUUUCAGACCAGUCCAUCUUUAAUUUCCUGGUGACCAACCUGGCAAGAUUCAACCUGGAAGUGAACUUUGACCUCACAGGUCCCAGUGAGUUGCUGCAACACCUGGAAGCAAAACCACAAAAUGCUACUGCUGAGGUUGGGAGGCAGCUGAGAUUUUCGCUCUUCUUUUGUCCCCGGAGCAUUUGUAACCUUCAGGACGUCACACUGAGUAUCAAGGUAAAACUCGGGCCAACCUUUACCUUUGCCAUUAAAGGCAGGGCUGUGGCGCCUAGCCUUGAAUUCUCCUUCACCAAGUACAACUUUGGCAAGUGCUUCCUGUACUGUCCUGGCAUGGUGCCGACCUCCCAGACUUUAGUGAUCACCAACAAAGGCGAAAGGGACAUCAGUGUCCAGUGCCAGUACAGGAACACCUCUUACCUGGAGAUGGACUUCCAACCAGAUGUUUUGUCCCCUGGUGCUGUGAUGAACGUACCAGUUAUCUUCUAUCCUCGCGAGGCAUGCCGUUACCAUGAAAAACUCACCUUCAUCUUAAACAGCUGUGUCACGAAACAGGUGGACAUACUGGGACAAGGCAUCGAGAUGAAGCUGGAGGUGGAGGAUCCCAGGCAAAGGAAAGUGAAACUGGGAUCUGUCAUGUUGGGUCAGAAGGCGAAGAGAAAAGUGGUUCUGGUCAACCGUAGCUCUUUAGACCUUUCCUUUGCUCUGCUACUCAACGCAAACACACCCAUGGAUCCGAAGGAUCUGGCAUUCAGUCCAGCAGGUGAGGUGAGCCUGAAAGCCAGAGGUGGUUCAUGUAAUGUUGAGAUCCAGUUCACACCUCAUCAGCACAUACCGCCUUUCACUGCUGAGCUGCAGGCAGAGUUUGCAGGCCUGUUACACCCCCUGCUGGCCAUCCAAGGCUGCUGUCAGGGCGUGGAAGUCCAGCUGGACCAGGACCACCUUGCCUUUGGGGCUGUUGUCCAGCAUUGCCAGGCUAGGAAGAGGGUUGUCAUGAUGAGCACUGGGGACAUUGGUGCCAGGUUCCAGUGGAAAACAAAUAAUUUUCCCCCAGAGCUGUCCAUCACACCAGAUAAAGGCUAUAUCUGUGCAGGAAUGGAGGUCCCUUUUGAAGUGACUUUUGCCCCUGUGCAACUGAGUAAUGAUACACGAUAUGAGAAUCUGUCCUGCUGUGUGGAAGGCUCUUCCUCACCUGUUACCCUCACUGUGACAGGGUCCUGCAUUGCAGCCUCCACUAACAAAGAGGUGGUUCAUUUUGUUUGCCCAGUGCGUGGCUCUCACACCCAGAACCUGCAUGUGUUGAACCCCACAAACCAGCAUUGCAGCAUCAGACCUGUCAUAGAGGGUGAGCAGUGGAGUGCUGCACCUUCCUUGUUCCUUGAACCCCUCCAAAACAAAACAUAUGAGAUCACCUACCGACCCCUGACAAUGACUGCUGAUGGAAAGACACACCAGGGUUCAGUCUUUUUCCCUUUCCCUGACGGGACAGGCAUGCUGUACUCCCUGCAGGGAAAUGCUGAGCCUCCCAAGCCAGCAGACAUCAUUGUGCGCCAACUGCCUGCCAAGACUCACGACACACAGUUGCUCCCUGUGCACAACUGGCUCUCAAAGCAACAGCGGUUCCGUGUGCUGAUAGAGAUCCUGAAACCCGACAAGCCGGAUGCUACGGUGUCCGUCAAGGGUCUAGAAUAUAUUGAUGUCCCUGCUAUGGCGAAGAGAGACUACAAGAUGUCUUUCUUUGCACACAGAGAGGGGCAGUACAACACCAAGGUGACAUUUCAUAAUAUGGUGUCUGGUGAGUUCUUGUUCUACCUCGUUAACUUCGAGGUCACAUCUCCGGGAGUCCUGUCCACCAUAAAGCUGGUGGCCACUGUUCGCCGGACGGCCUCGGCCACAGUACAGGUGGAGAACUCCCUGACCACAGCUACCUGCUUCACCACAGAGUGCAAGUGCCCUGACAUCAGUGCCCCACCUCAGCACACUGUGCCAGGACAGUCCAAGAGUUCUCUGAACUUUGAGUACCAGCCCCUGCAUGCAGGCGAGUCAACAGCCCGGCUGACUCUGUGUAGUAAUGAUCUGGGCUACUUCCACUACGAUCUGCUUCUCAGAGCACUGCCCCCGCCACCAGAGAAAACCGUCCACUUCAGCACUUCUCUGGGCAGCAGCCAUUCUGUACUGAUUAAGUUCAUCAACUACUCUCGCGCCAAAGCCGAGUACUCAUGCAAGACUGAUUGCCCAGACUUCUAUGUGGACAAGAGUCUUGGUGCUUCUCCAGGUUUCCAGGCAGGGUCAGAGGCCAGCGUGGAGGUCUGUUUUGAACCUCAUCAGCUGGGGGAAGUGAGAGGCCAGCUCAGCCUGUCCUCCGGAAUGGGUGGUGAAUACAUCUUUCCCUUACAUGGGGUCUGCCUCCCUCCCAAAGCACAGGGCCCGUUUAGCAUCAGGGCUGGUCGCAACAUUACCAUCCCCUUCAAGAACGUCUUCCUGCAGACCACCACUUUCUCUAUUCAGGUGGACAAAUCCUGUUUUGCUGUCAAAGAGGGGGUCACUGUCCUCUCCAAAAAGACCCAAAACAUCAUGAUAUCCUUUGAGGCCCCUCCAGGAGACUCUCCAGGACCAUGGUUUGGCAGGAUGACUGUCUCCAGCCAGCGCUCUGAGGGCCACAGCAAACCUUGUUCUUGGGUCUAUUAUCUGAAGGGCUACCUCCCCAAGUCAUCUUAGAGGCAUGCAAUUGACUGUGUGAACACACAGAACUUAAACUAGAUGUCACUGUAAAUGUGCACAGACAACCACUUGGACUCCAGCCUUAAUCGUUUAACUUAUUUUCACGAUGCUUCGGUUGAAAGUGUUGCAGACAUUAUAUUAAAGCGAUGCCAUUUGUCA
Scatophagus argus is the source of this 15632-nucleotide messenger RNA. It is a transcript of the gene hydin, whose product is annotated as HYDIN axonemal central pair apparatus protein. Gene Ontology annotation, biological process: axonemal central apparatus assembly; cilium movement. Gene Ontology annotation, cellular component: axoneme. The coding region runs from base 234 to 15470 and encodes 5078 amino acids. The record is from RefSeq and is a predicted model, not a curated record. NCBI's taxonomy places the organism in Eukaryota, Metazoa, Chordata, Actinopteri, Scatophagidae. The transcript has 95 exons.